AUGAGGACAUGGCUAUUAUUCUGCUUUCUUGUGCUCAUAUCGCUAAGGGAGUGUUUCAGUAUGAAACAUGAAUACGACAUGGGUCAAAAUAAUGCGGGAAAAAGACGUAGGACAGCAUUUGGCAUCAGUUUUCCUACGCAAACUAUAUCAAAGGCAGCUAAUGGGGCCAAACAUAAAGACAGAGAACACUCGAACAAGAGCAAAGGACUCUCCACUACUGAGAAUAUUGCAUCGCGCAGUCAGCAACGUGAUCUGAUCAUUGGCGCACCAGAUCUGAGUGAUGCAUGCUUUCGAAUCUAUAACGAAUGCAUUAUUAUCAGUGCGCAACCGUACGAGCGGAAAAUCAAUAUGCAAUUAGAACAAUGUAAGCAACGAUGUAUGCAAUCACAAAAUGGCAUUUACAGUUGUCGAUCAUUAGUGUAUGAUUUUGCUAAUAAGAUUUGCGAUUUCUUUUCUCAUCAAGGUGAUCAACCACCGGCAAAAUUGCUCAAAUACUACGAACAUUCUUAUUUGGAGCCAACUUUUGCUGAUGGCUACGGAAAAUUAGGCAAUACCAUACUACUAAAUGUUUCAACUAAAGAAGAUACAAAUCAAAAGACAUGUAAAGAAGGCACAAUUACUAAGUAUCUGCGGACUCCAGGAUUUAAGCUUGACAGUGUCAGUCAGAUAGAUCUGAAGGCUUAUAAUUUGGAUGCAUGUAUCGAUGCAUGUACCAACAACAUCGAUGAUAAAGGACGCAGUUUCGGAUGUCGUUCUUUUGUUUAUGACGAAAACGGUUGUAGCUUAUUUAGAGAAGUAGCGACGUCACGAGGUGUCAGACAGCUCAAACCAAAUUUAUAUGCUAACUAUUAUGAGAAGAUUUGUGUAGAGGAUGAUUUAAUAAGUAACGGAUGUCAAAGCGCAAAUCGUUUCCCACAAAUGAUACUGGUUGGAUUUGCGGAAAUAGUAGUUACAGCACGAUCAUUUAUGAGAUGCUUCGAGAAUUGCUUGAAAUCACGACAGUUGUUUGCAAUGAACUGUACCAGUGCCUUAUAUUUUUAUGAGGAAUUGGAGCAAAACUGUAUUCUAAACAGUGAGAAUAGACAAACGCAAAAGAAUCUCUUUGUCGAAGAGAACACAGAUAUUGUGGAUUAUUUCGAGAUAAGUUGUCCACUAAGAAAACAAAAGAAAGUGGUCGAUGAUUUACUGUUCAAAAGUUGA
This is a messenger RNA of Brugia malayi, 1200 nucleotides long. RefSeq lists its product as uncharacterized. The record is from RefSeq and is a predicted model, not a curated record. Lineage: Eukaryota; Metazoa; Nematoda; Chromadorea; Rhabditida; Onchocercidae. Bases 1 to 1200 code for a protein of 399 amino acids. The transcript has 10 exons.